GCAUUCACACAAAAUAUUAGCUUUUUUAGUUUGCCCCCUUUGGGCAAGGCCCUCAUGAGAGGGGGGGCCGGGGCUAAUCUGGGGCUCCCUUUUUGGGGACGGCGGGGACACCGUGUCCCCCACAGGGCGGACGUGUCCUGGCCGCGGCACAGUGUGCGGUGUCAGCGCCGGCAGCUGAGCCCCCCCCCCCCCAUUGCCGUACCCCUGCCGGCGGUGGCCCCGGGGGGCCGAGCCUGGGCUGGCCGGGGGAUCCCCCCGCCACCUGCUCCUCGGUCUGGCUUGCUGCAGUCCCGGCCCCAAAGGGCUCUGGCAGAGCCUCGGUCGAGCUGCCCUUUCGCUUCGCUUUCAUCCUGCAAAUAAAUCCCCACCCUGCAGCGGCCCAUAAAGCAGCGGCACAGCCCAGGGGAAGGGGCUGAGCUGGGUUUUCUACAGCCCUUUGCUGCCAGGGUGGGCACAGCACCGGUGGGGACCAUCGCUGCUGCAUGGGGGCUUCGGGCACAGGGGGAGGGGGGCGGCUGUGCUGCCCUGGGGCAGCUGCCCAGACGCCUGCCCUCACUUAUAACUGGCUUCUGCGGGAUUGUCUGUAAAUCGGAUUUGUCCCAGAGCCUGAGCGGUGGGUGAGGUGAGGCAGGAGCUUGUCACAGCCCCCCGUUUUGGCUGCUGGGUGGCCCUUGUCCCCAGGCAGGGGGGAGCCUGCGGGGACAGGCGAGGUCGGGGCCAGGCGCAGCGGGAGGAGAGCUCGAAGGGAGAUGCGUGUGAUGAUCGGGACCGAUUUAACGUGGUUUUGACCCCAGCGGUCUGAGGGCAGCUGGGCUGCGGCCAGGGGCACGUGAGAAGGUUAAAGGAUGAACGGCAGUGGCCGAGGGCAAGAGAGCAGCCAGGGAGUGCUGGGACAGAUCUGAUGGAGAGCCCUGAGCCAGACAGGGGCUGCCAGGCUUGAUAAACCACUUGUCCCGGCUUGCCCCACCUAAUGAGCAAUAGCUUUAUCAUUGUGCAAGGUACAGGGCUUGCAAGGUCCUGAUCCUGCAGCCGGAGUCUUGCCCGUAAAGGUGCUGAGCGUUCGGCUGGGAGGGUGCUGGACGUGGGGCUGUGGUGCGCUCGCAGCGUGGUGGCAGCGGAGCGAGGACGGUGCCGCGGGUGGUUGGGAUGGGCUGGAGGGGCGGCGGCAGGCAGCACCCUGGCUGCGUCAGCGCUGUCCUGCACGGCAGCUCUGAGCACAGCCCGAGAACGGUCUGGAUGGACGUACCCCGCCGAAAAGAACUCACGUGCCUUUCCAGCCAGAUCGGUCUCGUGGUCCAGAGCGGAACGGGCAUCCUGCUGCCCGCACGUCCUGCUGCCCGCUCCUCCCCACUGCGUGCAGGCCGUAGGGCUGUGCAGCUGCUGAACACGGGUGUUUCUGCCAGCUGUCAUUCAAGAUGUUACAGGUACCACUGCCCCUGGAUCGAGAUGGGAUCCUCUUCCGACUCCGUUUUACCACGCUGGCUGUUGGGACUGUGUUUUGCCCGCUCUUCGGUUUCCUUUUCUGUGUGAUCUGGUCUCUGCUGUUCCAUUUCCAGGAGACGACAGCGACCCACUGCAGGGUCCCUAACUACCUCCCCUCCAUCAGCGCUGCUAUUGGAGGCGAGACCCCCCAGCGCUACGUCUGGCGCCUCUGCAUCGGCCUCCACUCGGCUCCCCGGUUCCUGGUGGCGGUCGCCUACUGGAACCACUACCAGAGCUGCCACUGCUCGCACCCUCGCUACCUGCGCUUGUGCCACUUCAACCUGCUGCUCAACCUGCUCGAAAACUUCGCUCUCCUUAUUCUGACAUACGUGUCCUCAUCUGAAAACUAUGCAAUCCACGAAAAUGCCUUCAUCGUCUUUAUCACGUCGGCUCUGGGCCACAUGCUCCUGACGUGCAUCCUCUGGAGAAUGACUAAGAAACACACAGUAAGUCCCGAGGAGCGCAAGUCGUACAAGUGGAAGCAGCUGCUCUUCUUCUUCACCUUCAUCACGUUUGCGUUUGCCGUGUGCGUUUACUUCCACCACAACUGGUACUGUGGCCCUGGAGUGUACACCAUCUUUGCCUUCCUGGAGUACCUGGUUGUCCUCUCCAACAUGGCCUUCCACAUGACUGCCUUCUGGGACUUCGGCAACAAGGAGCUGGUGGUGAGCUCGCUGCUGGAGGACAAGCACUUCUAGCCAGCCACCUGUCCGCCGCGGUGCCGGUGCCAGGCAGGGACUGCUCUUCCCCUGGGGGAGGCAGGGAGCCCCUUCCCUCUCCUGCUGCCCCCAGGGCUGGGGCCAGGACGUUCGCUGUGGAGCUGCCGCAAGCAUUGUCCCGGGGUCCUGGGCCCCGCAAGUGUCUGAGCAUGGUCUCCAGCUGCACCUGGAGCUCUCUUACAGGGGAGCUGGUGGCUCUUUCUGGAGACCCUCGAGGCCAGUAUCCCCUGCCGUGGCUCCCUGCUGGCUACUGGGAUGGGCAGGAGGACAGAGGAGGGGGGCAGGUUCCUGCUGCCUGUUUCUUCGGAGGAUGCUCUGAGCGGAGCAGGAUGCACGGAGGGCCAGCCUAGCCCUGGCCCUGCUUCGCCUGGUUCCUCCUCCAGGCUGGGGUUCCUUGGCCAAGGUCCUCAAAAAGGACUGGUGGCCUUUCAGGCCUUGAAGCUUAAGGGAGCCUCGGGAGAAGGAGCACUUGCUGCCCCUGCAUCUCUCUGGUUGCACCCCCAAAGCAGAGCAGCCCAGAGCCUUGACUUCUUGGAAAGCCUUUGCUGCAGCACCUGGGGCUGGGUCCAGGCACCUCCUGAGCCCGGGGUGAGCACGGGAGCUGCAGCCGGGGGCUGCCACUGGGCCCUGCUCUCCCCUCUGGAGCUGGGGCAGGGUCCCGGCCUGUCCACACCUGUGUGGCCUGGAGGGGAGCAUCUUCAAAGGUGCCAAUCCGUGCACAGACUGCAUGGGAGCAAGGUGCAUGGGACGUACUGGACUGUGUGCACAGGGCACAGCAGAUGCCGAGAGCAUCCACAGUCUCCUGCUCUGCGUUUCCCAGAAGCCCCCUCCAGCAAGCAAAGGGUGCUUGCAGGGGCGCUGAGCUUGGGUUCAAGCCCGGCUUGGGGAGGAGGGGUGAGUGGGCUGGUGCUGGAGGUCCUCGCUCUGACAUCCGCAUGGCUUCUGUGCCAUAGGGCUUGAGCUGGGAGCUGCUGGGGUUCAGCAGUGCUGCUGCUGCCCCGGGAGGAGGGCGCUGGCUGCCAGGGUGCAGGGGGCUGGCAUGGCGGUGGUGCUGUCUGGGUGGGAGCUGGGUGCUGGCAGCAUCCCCAGGCUCCCCAGCUCCUCCGCGUGCAUGGCCAGGCUGGGCAGCGCUAGUGGAAGGGGGCUGCCAUUGCUCUGGCUCGCAGGGGCCAUGGCCCAGGAGGGCUCGGGGAGCUGGUGCUGUGCUUGGAGAGGUAGCACAGGCUCGCUCCUGGGGGCUCUCUGGAAGAGGAAUGGGCAGGGACUGCAGGCAGAGGUUGCAGGCAGGGGGAGAGGGCUGAGCCUGUCAGCACCAGGAACUGUCUUGAAUGUGGGGAGCUCUGCUUGCCGGGGCUCACCCCAUCGCACGCUCGGCUGUCAAGGACCAUCGUAGGUCCCUGCAACUGCUCUUCAUGUGAAAGCAGCCACCACCAACAGUCCCCUGGGAUGUCCCAGCUCCCAGGCCUUGGGCAGAGACUCCAGCAGGAGCUGCGGCGCCUUGGCUGGUGGCCCUGGCUGACCCUCGAGCGGGUCCUGCUGUGCAACGUGUCCAUCGUGAGUGUCCCCACCGCGCCGUGCCGGGCUCCAUCCAUCUCCCCUGUCUGCAUGCGUGUGGCGUGCUGCCCCCCCGGCAGCAUCGGCCCCUUGGUUUUGAAGUUGAAAUAAAGCACUGGAUAUUUUUGUGA
Molecule: messenger RNA, 3886 nt
Organism: Phalacrocorax carbo (great cormorant)
Lineage: Eukaryota; Metazoa; Chordata; Aves; Suliformes; Phalacrocoracidae
Source: RefSeq, a predicted model, not a curated record